Harmonia axyridis is the source of this 1856-nucleotide messenger RNA. Its product is annotated as mitochondrial amidoxime reducing component 2-like. The transcript has 5 exons. Bases 450 to 1490 code for a protein of 346 amino acids. The record is from RefSeq and is a predicted model, not a curated record. Gene Ontology annotation, molecular function: catalytic activity; molybdenum ion binding; pyridoxal phosphate binding. Lineage: Eukaryota; Metazoa; Arthropoda; Insecta; Coleoptera; Coccinellidae.
UGUUCUGUGCUCUAAAGCACAGAACAAAGUUUGAAAGAACAGGUUUCAAGCUGUUCUGAUAAGAACAAUAAAUGUGAAAGGAGAGUAAAGAUUGAUUGAAUCAUGGGAUACAAGGGUCAAAGAGUAAUAUAUCGAACUGAUUCGUCUGUUCCGAAAGAAGACUCCAACUGGAUUUGAACUCGCCUUUCAUAAAUGAACAGGAUCUGCUCGGGAACAGAACAGCUUGGAACUGUUCAUUCUAAGAUUCUCUUAUUAUACCUGUUCUGCAACAACUUUAGUUCCUUCACCACAGAGUGCCAGACCAUAGAUUACGUAAUAUAGAAAUCCUGUUAUCAAUGUUGUCUAAAACCAAAUUUCUUGGGAUGUUCCGUUGAUUAUUGAUAUUAUUGAUUCUUAUUUAUGGCCCUUAUAGAUAAAUCACCUAGCCUUCUUGACUUUCAUCUAAUAAAAUGGGUUUCACUAUAAACAAGCAGAUUGUUAGGUUUACUCCUGCAAUAUUAAUUCUUUCUUGCAUUUUUACCGUGUCUGUCCUAUAUUAUUUUGAGAGAAGAAAGAAGAAAACUCCUAAAACAUGGAUUAAAGUUGGAAAUGUAUCGAAACUAUACACAUAUCCUCUGAAAAGCGGACGUUAUAUUGAGCAGGACAAAGUGGAAUGUACAAAAUUUGGCUUAUCGCUCAUUACUGAUGAAGAUAAAUUUCAGCUUAGAGAUCGAUCCUUCAUUAUUUAUGGUGAAGCAGAUUCAGUUGGAAAAUCUGCCAGAAUAUAUCCAAGCAUGGUUUUAAUAACAAUUUGGAGUGCUGGGAAAAACCUUGUAAAACUCACUGCUCCAGAAAUGAACCCUUUUAUUUUUGAAGUACCCUCUAAAAAUAAAUCAAAUAUUAAAUCCAUAAAGUUUCAGAACUGGAGUGAUGAAAAUGUUUCCACUAUAGACUGUGGAAAUGAUGCUUCAAAAUGGAUUUCAAAAUAUCUACUUCAGAAAGAAACAGGAUUACGUUUAGGAUAUCAUGAUGUUUCUUCAUAUAGAAGUUUAAGUUCUUUCAAGAAUAAAGAGAGUCUGAAUUUCUACAAAUACCUCUCAAAUGAAUGUUUUGGACUUUAUGCCGAUUUAGCUGCUGCACUCCUUUUAAAUGAAAAAACGCUAAUGGAUUUGAAUGAAAAACUUGAAAACAAAGUUUCUAGAACUCACUUCAGACCAAAUAUAGUUGUUGACGGACCUGACCUCCUUCCAUUUGCUGAAGACGAUUGGGUUUGGUUGAAAAUUGGCGAUGUUAUUGUGAGAAAUGUAAAAGAUUGUACGAGAUGUGUGCUUUCAACGGUGGAUCCUGAGACUGGAUUAAGAGACUUGAAUAGGGAGCCCCUUAAGACAUUGUCAAAGUAUAGAAUCAGUAACGGCCCAGGAAAAGGUCCAAUAAUGGGGGUAAAUCUGGAGAUUGUUGCUCCAGGAGUUAUCAGCGUUGGUGAUGAGGUUUUUGCGGGUAUCGAAGAGUAGUUGCUCAUUUUAAUACAUGCAGAGCGUUUAAAAAUACAGCUGUGGUUGAUUCUCAGAAUGAAUCUCAUAAUGUUGCUACAUUCCCCAUCUUGACAGGUAUACAGAAUGCAUGGAACAAAUGUCAGAUGAAUCUUAUAAUAAUCUGCAUUUAAAAUUGAAAACAUUUUGGUGUGUGAAUGUUUGUCGGAAACUGCCUCAAAGCUGAGCAGAAUACUCGUCAUUUAUAUGUGGAAUUAAUUUCAUUAUUUGUACUGAAAAUAGUUUUAAUUUUUUAUGUGCUUAGGUGGAAGAAUUUUCUUUUAUCUGUUUCUAAGUAGAGCGUUAGGGUUAACUAAGAUGCAUAAAAACGGUUAUGAGCAACAUUGA